GUUCAUUAUUCAAGUGGGGCUCUUUUUGUGCCAUAAUUUCUGUAUAUAAAGGGUCCAGUACAUUUCAACAAUUCAAUUAACAAUGUGUGCAUAUUGAAGUAGAGGGAAAUUGGAUUUCUCACACAAUAUAACACACAAAAUAGAAAUAUGUCCAUGGUGUUAACCUAUUCUUGCAUCAUUUCUUUGCUGUUGGAAUUAGGUAAUGUGGGAUUUAAGUGGUGCUUUCGUCUCUAUGGGGCCUUUUUCAGCAGAACCCUCAUGUGACCCGCUGGAUCCGUUUACCACAAGCUUCACACUGUGUGAAGGCUCAUAUUUGGGACCCUUUACCCUGCGUACUCUUCAUAUAAAGCUGUUAAAUCGAAAGAUGUGAGAGAAUAUGUAAAAUGGAUGAUGUAUUGGAUUAUAUUUGCACUGUUCACUACAGCUGAGGUGAUCACAGAUAUAUUUUUGUGCUGGCUUCCGUUCUACUAUGAGCUCAAAAUUGCCUUUGUGGUGUGGUUACUUUCACCGUACACAAAGGGAUCCAGUGUGCUUUAUAGGAAAUUUGUCCACCCCACAUUGUCCUCUAAAGAAAAGGACAUUGAUGAAUACCUGUGCCAAGCAAAGGACAAAAGUUACGACACUCUGGUGCAUUUUGGAAGAAAAGGCCUGAAUGUGGCUGCCACAGCUGCAGUGAUGGCUGCUACCAAGGGUCAGGGGGUGCUAUCGGAUCGGCUGCGGAGUUUCAGCAUGCAGGACCUGUCCUCCUUGCAGUCGGAAGAUCAGGCAAGAAGCCCUGCUUCAGUCACCACUCAGCAAGCAUCCGGCCAGCAGCACAGAACACGGGCCAUGAUGCGCAGCAAAUCAGAGACUGGCUACAGCAAGGGCCAAGAAUUUGACAUGACUGAGUUUGAACUGUUGAGUUUGGAAAAGCGCAGUGCUCCUGAGCCUCCUUGUCCUCUGACCCCCAAACCCACUCCUACUUCAUCGUCGCCUUUCACGAUCCCAAGCCAGCCUCUUGAACCCCCAGAGCCCUUCCAGGAUGAGCCCACGCAACCUCCACCCAUGGCCCCAGAGGUGACAGAGGACAAUGGGACAGAGGAGGGCUUUCCAGCCAAUUCAGCCCAACUCAGACUGCUUAAAAGGCGUGCCCCAGAGCCUCCUCCUAGAGUCUUAAGACCUGUCACCAGAUCCAGAUCAAAGAACGCCCUAUCUCCAAACCCUGAGGCCAUGUGACUGUGCGUACGCUGCGAGACUGCUUUAGCUGCCUUAGCUGCAACAUGAGGACAUGGAACAAAAGAGGAGACAGAUGGGGGGAAAUAAAAUGCUUGGGAACGCAGCCAAAAAGAUCAAAUAUUUAAAGCAGCCUCGUUCUCGAACGAGGUAACCAAAGCGAUGUGCAACCUUUUCGCUUCUGAUCUUUGACACUGGAGGGGGGGAGGGUGUGCUGAGGUAACUUGUGUAUGCAGCACCAUUCAAAGACUCAAACACUUCUGAACCUUUUUUUGUGUUGUACAUAUUUACCAUACGUGAGAGUGUUUUCUUUCAUUCAUAUAACUUUGGGAGAGACAGAAGCAUGCAUGUCCCUCUGUCGGUCUGUCAUGAAAACAACACCAGAAUGUAUUGUCUGUCAGCAUCUAAAAGUUGUACAGUAGCCAGUAUGGUCACCCAUGGAGGCGCGGCCCUCUCCAUGUCUUUAAGGGCUACUCUCCAUUGGGUUUUCUAACACUCUCUACUUACCCUCUUGUCAAGAGCACAAGUGGGUAAUCACAGUGUAUUGCAAACUUUAGUGCACAAGUUCAGGUGAGGUUGUGGCUUUUUUUCUUUUCUUCAUUUGGAGAAAUCUCUGUUGAGAUGUAGCAAGGCCUCAGAGCAAAACAAACCAUCAACAAACUCAAAUGUUUGUUUACCAAGAGUGACUUUUAUAUGCAGGCUUGUAAUUUCACCAAAAAAAAAAA
Molecule: messenger RNA, 1937 nt
Organism: Colossoma macropomum (tambaqui)
Lineage: Eukaryota; Metazoa; Chordata; Actinopteri; Characiformes; Serrasalmidae
Gene: reep1
Product: receptor accessory protein 1
Exons: 8
Coding region: 388-1215 (275 amino acids)
Biological process (GO): endoplasmic reticulum tubular network organization
Cellular component (GO): endoplasmic reticulum tubular network; cytoplasmic microtubule; endoplasmic reticulum membrane
Molecular function (GO): microtubule binding
Source: RefSeq, a predicted model, not a curated record